AUGACGUACCAUUCUGACUUGAUUCUGACACCGUUCCAGGUGGAUGACCUCCCAGAAGACAUAACAGCGCUCUGUGAUCCAUUUCAAGAGUCUUAUUCAUGUGCUGAGCAGCAGGCAGUCCAGUCACUCACGAUUUCUCACAAAGAAAAUCUUUCGUUGAUCGGCUCGCAGAUCAAUGGCUUAGACCUUCAGAUCGCUCCGCUACAGUCUCGUCGUGAGAAGCUGCUCUCUAAACAAGAUCAAGAAUUGAAGAAUAUCGAAGUCUUGAAAUCAAUACUGAGCCCGAUACGACGGGUUCUGGUUGACUUACUUUGGGAAAUCUUUCUGCUCUGCCUCCCAACAACGCCAACAGAUGUGAAAAAAAUUACAUACGAUGCGCCCUUGCUCUUAUGCCAAGUAUGCUCGAAAUGGCGUAGGACGGCGUUAGCGUUUCCCCCUCUCUGGAAAUCCUUGGAUUUGAAAGCAGCCUUCCACCGGGAAAUAGCUUACAUUCCGAAAACAGUGCUCAGUGUUCAUCCCUCCAUCCCACACAUCUUGGACAGCUGGUUUGCUCGUGCAGGCAGAUGUCCGCUUUCUCUCGGCUUCGAUCUGGUUUAUAGCUAUGACCAUAAAAGACUAAUAUCGAGUUUGGAAGGCGUGCUGAAGGAGCUCCCUAAUUCACACCUUCAGCGCCUCUCUUUGAAGAUUGAAUACCCGUGCGAUGCAUAUUUUCUUGCAGUUAUAUCACGAGAAUUUACAGAACUGGAGUCUAUCUCUUUGAAAGUCUCAAAGGGUUUGGAUGCCAGGGCUAUCCCUCGUCGUCUCUUCCAAUCAGCACCUCGUCUCUGCUCUGCCGACCUCCGUGGUUUCAUCCGGCCAACAGGAGUAGAGAAUUUGCUUCCUUGGUCACAGUUGACUCAUCUACGUGUUGAAACCGAAUUUGACGUGGACACGUGGUAUUAUCUUAUCUCCCAUUGUACUAAUCUCCAGCAUGGAAUAUUUUCCAUGAAUAAUCGUCUCGCCAGCAUUCCAACAGUUGAUUAUGAGAUAAACCUCCCCCAUCUCAUUGAUUUAACUCUUCACAUCACCAGUGGUGCGGCAAGGGUGCCCAACGUUCACCGACUCAAUUUCCCCACACUGAGAAGACUUCAGUGGUUGUUUGAUGAACGCUCUCUCAACUACGUUGAGGAGGGAUACAUCCCAGCCACCUGCAAUGGUUCUCUUGAAAACCUCGCCAUCGCCGGAAAUAUGGCUUUUACAGAAUCCCAGCUUAUUUCCUUGCUCAACUCGUCAUUCUCUAUCACCAAACUUCACUUUUCCGUGGCAAUAAAUUACACCAACUUUUUUGAAGCUCUCACGUCCUCUUCGUUCACCCACCAGCUCCUUCCAAAGCUCAAAAUCCUUCAUUGUGACAUUCGAAGUAUUGAGGAUGUUGAUGCUUUCCUGGAAUCCCUCAUUUCCUUCUUGCGGUCAAGGUGUUAUGAUGGGCUCAAUUCACAGACCAACUGGACUACUGCGCGGCUGCGACGCCUGACCCUCACAUUUCCGGAUAAUGUUGAUACAGACAACAAGGGUUUCAAGGAUCGGAUCAAGGUCUUUCCUUGGUUUUGGAUAAUUGUCUUGAAUGCGAUCACUGUCCAAGUUUGCGCGAGAUGA
Messenger RNA from Laccaria bicolor S238N-H82, 1635 nucleotides. RefSeq lists its product as uncharacterized. The record is from RefSeq and is a predicted model, not a curated record. Bases 1 to 1635 code for a protein of 544 amino acids. NCBI's taxonomy places the organism in Eukaryota, Fungi, Basidiomycota, Agaricomycetes, Agaricales, Hydnangiaceae. The transcript has 2 exons.